UCCAAACAAGUCCUAAACACCUCCAGAUGUGGAGGUGGGUCCAAUUCGAAAGGAUUUUGAUGACGUGGACAUCCGACUGAGCAAUUCAUGCGGUGGCCGUGGCCACCUCACCCUCUUCUCCUGCAACAAAAAUUCCGCCCCCUUCUCUCUUUCUCUCUCCUCUCUCUUCUUUCUCUCUCCGAGAGAGCUUUUGCGUCGUUGUGAACUCCGCCUACUUUCGAUGACACCGAGAACAAAUCACCCACCUUAAUUCCCCCUCUUUAAUUUAAUUUAAUAUCAUGCCCCUUCCAUUUCAUUCUCAUUGACUCAAACGGUUCUCUUUCUCUCUCUAACAUACAGUUGCAGUCCCUGCUUCUCUCUCUAACUAACAAUAACAGUCGAACCAGAGUUUCUCUCUCUCCCAUGGCAACCUCACUCCCGUCUUCUGCAUUCGUGGGAUGCCCUAGCUCUCUAAAACCCCCGUCCCAUCUACAUCUCUGCAAAUCCCAUCCCAAUGCCCUAACUAUCAAUGCCAAGAUCAGAGAGAUAUUCAUGCCAGCUCUGAGCUCCACCAUGACUGAAGGCAAGAUCGUCUCUUGGAUCAAGUCGGAGGGCGAAAAAUUGCAGAAAGGAGAGAGUGUGGUUGUUGUCGAAUCUGAUAAGGCAGACAUGGAUGUCGAGACCUUUUAUGAUGGUUACCUGGCUGCAAUCAUGGUGGAAGAUGGAGGAGUAGCAGCAGUGGGAUCAGCCAUUGCCCUCCUUGCUGAAACAGAGGAGGAAAUUCCAGAGGCCAAGUCGAAGGCGUCAGGUUCUACGGGUAAAACUGUGAUCGAUCAGGUGCCUUCCCCUCAAUCUGAGAAGAAAACCUUAAUUGACCAGCCUCCUGUGGUUCAAUCUGAGACCCUAAUUGAUAAGGCUAAUUCAUCGCCAGCAGUUAGUGUGAGCUCUGAGCAUCCAGCUUCAGAAGGGGGAAAAAGAGUGGUGGCGACUCCUUAUGCAAAGAAGUUGGCAAAGGAGUUGAAGGUGGAGCUUGGAUCCAUUACUGGGAGUGGACCAAUGGGGAGAAUUGUUGCUAAAGAUGUUGAAGAAGCUGCUUCUUCUUCCUCCUCCUCUUCUUCUGCUGCUCCUGUGCCUGUCAUUUCUCAGGCUAAGCCUGCAACUUCUUCUUUUGCUUCUCAAGCUAGUGUGGUCGGAGGAACGAGUGCUGUGUUCACAACGAUGCAGGGGGCGGUGAGUAGGAACAUGAUGGAGAGCCUCUCGGUUCCUGCUUUUAGGGUUGGAUAUACCAUUACCACUGAUGCCCUAGAUGCUCUCUACAAGAAGAUCAAAUCUAAAGGAGUAACCAUGACAGCAUUGGUCGCAAAGGCUACUGCUCUUGCAUUGGUGAAACACCCAGUUGUCAACGCCAGCUGCAAAGAUGGAAAGAGUUUCACCUACAACAACAACAUCAAUAUUGCUGUGGCAGUGGCUAUGGAUGGUGGAUUGAUCACUCCAGUUCUUCAGGAUGCUGACAAGAUUGAUAUCUACACGCUGUCGAGGAAAUGGAAAGAGCUGGUUGAUAAGGCCCGUGCAAAACUGCUUCAACCUCAAGAAUAUAGCACAGGGACAUUCACGCUUUCAAACCUUGGCAUGUUUGGAGUGGAUCGUUUUGAUGCAAUUCUGCCUCCUGGAACUGGGGCUAUCAUGGCUGUUGGAGCAUCUCAACCUACUGUAAUUGCAACUGAAGAUGGCCGGAUUGGUGUGAAAAGUCAAAUGCAGGUGAAUGUCACGGCUGACCAUCGUAUUAUUUAUGGUGCUGAUUUAGCUUCGUUCUUGCAAACUCUAGCUAAGUUAAUUGAGGAUCCGAAGGAUCUCACUCUUUAGUUUCUUCCAGCCCAAUUUAUUGUGGAUGGCGAAUUCCUUCCAUGUGACAAUGAUGAUAGAUUUUGAUUACAUCUCCGGAGGUUUGGCAGUUGAAGAGAAAGUGUGUGGCUCAUUUUUUAGAAUUAAAUUGACGUACUGUAUCUGUAGCAUCAGGUUUCAUUGUUUAAAGGGAUUUUUACCAAUACAGUCCCAUGUAAUAGUUUUUUAUUAUGAUAUGAUUUUGACUUUGGCCUUUCCAGAUACACGUGGCUUCUUUCAGAGGAGCAAAUUAUUGAGGACACGGUUUCUAUGCA
Messenger RNA from Amborella trichopoda, 2135 nucleotides. RefSeq names its product 2-oxoacid dehydrogenases acyltransferase family protein. The record is from RefSeq and is a predicted model, not a curated record. Lineage: Eukaryota; Viridiplantae; Streptophyta; Magnoliopsida; Amborellales; Amborellaceae. Gene Ontology annotation, molecular function: dihydrolipoyllysine-residue acetyltransferase activity. Gene Ontology annotation, cellular component: chloroplast thylakoid; pyruvate dehydrogenase complex; chloroplast envelope. Gene Ontology annotation, biological process: pyruvate decarboxylation to acetyl-CoA.